Messenger RNA from Tribolium madens (black flour beetle), 677 nucleotides. Its product is annotated as acyl-coenzyme A thioesterase 13-like. The transcript has 3 exons. Bases 147 to 566 code for a protein of 139 amino acids. The record is from RefSeq and is a predicted model, not a curated record. NCBI's taxonomy places the organism in Eukaryota, Metazoa, Arthropoda, Insecta, Coleoptera, Tenebrionidae. Gene Ontology annotation, molecular function: fatty acyl-CoA hydrolase activity.
GCAAUUUUGACAGAUAAUUGUGAGGUUAUGUCAUCCAAUUCACAAAGAAUGUAUUUUUUGCAUAAAUAAUUAAUUACAUAACUCAGGACUUUGACUGUAAAUACAAUUAAUAGUGAAAAAAUACAACGUUUGCAAGCACUAGAAACAUGGCUGGACGUGUUUUAGAGGCCGCAGGUCUUAUGAAUUUUAUACGAAGUAGCAAAGGAUUUGAUAAAGUUUUAGAAAAAGUAAAAAUACUCUCCCUAGGUGGUGGAAAAUGCUCAGCAGAAUUCAAAGUUGACGAAAGUCACACCAAUCCCAUGGGCGGGUUACAUGGGGGGUUUUCGGCUACUUUGGUGGACUGUAUUUCAACUUACGCACUCAUGACAAAAGUUGAAGUCCCUAAUGUAUCGGUUGAUAUUCACAUGAGUUAUUUAAAAGGAGCAAAAAUAGGAGACGACGUUCUAAUUGACGCAAGCCUGCUCAAAACUGGCAAAAGCCUAGCAUUCCUUGAAGUUGAACUUAAAAAUAAAAAAAAUGGUGAUUUGCUAGUUAAAGGGUCCCAUACGAAAUUUUUAAUGCGAUGAUUCUAUUGUUUCUUUUUUUGGAAAUAAAAGUUGUCUAGUCACUUUCAAGGAUCUGUUAUCUACUGUUACACAUUUGUGUUAUCAGAUAAAUAAACUCCUUGAAUCAUUGUA